ACUCUCAUUCAAAGCCCCCAAAAAAAAAAAAAAAAAUUCUGUCCGUCUGUCUGUCUGUCCGGCUCCUCCCUCUCCUUCCCUGCGUGGCUCAACCCUCUCUUUUCCAACCAUUUUUAAUUUUAUUUAUUUUAUAAAAAUAAAUUAGGAAAAAAACAAACAAGACCAAGUUUUGUGUUACCAAAAUCGAAGCCAUUCCUCGCACGCUGACCUAAAAAAAAACCCCAAAAUCAUAUAUUUUUAUUUUUAUUCCUCAAUUUCUCACCAAAGGCUCGUCUCUUUCAUCUUCCUCCAAGCUCCAGCUCCAAGGGUCCACCUUCCUCUUCCUCCUCUGCUCCUCAAACCUCAGAACCAGGGUUGGUCGGUGGUUAAAAUGAGCCGACCAAGUACACGCAGUAAAAAUAAAAGAAAUAGACAAGGGGAUAAUGUUGACACCACUUCUGAAAUAUUGAGGAAAAUACAUGCAACAGGUGAAGUAACAAAUGAGGAUAUAAAUACGCUAUAUAAAAUUUCAAAGCCAGUUUGUCAAGGUUGCCGUGUGAAUACUAAAGAUAACCCAAAUUGCUUUUGUGGGCUAAUUCCACCUCCUAAUGGAAGUCGGAAAUCUGGCCUAUGGCAGAAGACAUCAGAGAUUAUGCAAAAUCUUGGCCCAGACCCUUCUCAGGAUCUUCGUCCUUCUGCUGAUUCUCCUGCAGGCCUCACAAAUCUUGGUGCAACAUGUUAUGCUAACAGCAUACUUCAAUGUUUGUACAUGAAUAAAUCCUUCCGUGAAGGUAUCUUCUUGGUUGAACCUGAGGUUUUGGAACGACAGCCAGUGUUGAAUCAACUUUCUCGGCUUUUUGCACAGUUGCAUGCUAGUAAAAUGGCUUUCAUAGACUCAUCUCCAUUUGUAAAAACGCUGGAGUUAGAUAAUGGAGUUCAACAGGACAGUCAUGAGUUUCUAACGUUACUUCUUUCUUUACUUGAACGUUGUCUGAGCACCUCUAAAGUUACAAAGGCAAAAUCUAUUGUUCAAGAUCUUUUUCGUGGAAGUGUAUCACACGUUACCAGGUGCUCACAAUGUGGAAAGGACUCUGAAGCUUCUUCCAACAUGGAGGAUUUCUAUGAGCUGGAGUUGAAUGUGAAGGGUUUGAAAAGUUUGGAUGAGAGUUUAGAUGAUUAUCUUAGCGUUGAAGAGCUUCAUGGAGAGAAUCAAUAUUUUUGUGAGUCGUGUAAAACAAGAGUUGAUGCUACCCGAAGCAUCAAGUUGCGGACAUUGCCUGAUGUUCUGAAUUUUCAGCUUAAGCGUUGUGUUUUCCUUCCAAAGACGACAACAAAGAAGAAAAUUACUUCUGCAUUUGUUUUUCCUGGAGUACUUGAUAUGAGGCAGAGGCUAUCUGAGCCUUCUCAGCUUGAAUCAAUAUAUGACUUGUCAGCCGUGCUGAUUCACAAGGGGACUGCAGUUAACAGUGGCCACUAUGUAGCGCAUAUCAAGGAUGAGAAGGCAGGACAAUGGUGGGAAUUUGAUGAUGAGCAUGUUUCAAAUUUAGGUUCUCACCCAUUUGGAGAAGGCACUUCAGGUUCCAAUACCAAGCCUGUUAAUGUUAAACCUGAAUCAGUUCAUCCAUCUCGCACAGGACAAAUUAAUGCUGUUUCGAAUGGUGAUAUUGUGGAUGUCAGUCAUCAACAACCUACGGAAUCUAUUUCUGGUCAUGUGGAGACGUUUUCAUCUAGUGAUGCAUAUAUGCUGAUGUAUAAUCUCAGGCGUUGCCGAAAGGAUGAUGAGAAAGUGAAUGUAGAGUUUAAUGCCAAUGAUAGGAAGAUAGAAGGUGAUAUUGUUUGUAGUUCUCUUCCAUCUCAUCUUUGUGAAGAGAUUAAAAACUUUAAUGCGUCAUAUCUUGAUGCUUGCCAAAAAUACAAAUUUAAAAAAGAAGAAGAGAUGAAUCAUAUCACAGAGCGGAGACAGGAAGUGCGUUCAAUUUUGUCUGAAGCGCCUGUUCGAUCUUUGGAGGAAUCCUUUUUCUGGAUUUCAACAGACUGGCUCCGUCAGUGGGCUGAUAACAUGAUUUCACCUGUUCUUGACAACACAUCCAUCCUAUGUUCACAUGAAAAAGUUCCAGCAUCAAAGGUUGGCUCCAUAAAGCGGUUGUCAGCUAAAGCAUGGACCAAGUUGUUCUCUAAGUAUAAAGGGGGCCCAAUACUGGCCUCUGAUGCCUACUGCCUGGUUUGCCUUACUGAGGGGGCUCGAAAUGUAGUAUGUGCUGACAGCUAUAGGGAUAGGAGAAUACUCAUGAAGCAAGUUGCUGAGGAUGCACUUGCAGGGAGGUGUUCAGAUGGAGAAUAUUUUGUUUCUAAAGCAUGGUUACAACAGUGGCUUAAAAGAAAAAUUCUUGAUGCUCCAUCAGAAGCUGAUGCAGGACCAACAGCUUCAAUUAGGUGUCCUCAUGGGCAACUUAUGCCUGACCAAGCCACUGGUGCUAAGAGAUUGCUUGUUCCCGAGAAUCUCUGGCUCUUCCUUUAUGAAGAUGCUUUUGCAGUAAAGCCUGAUGAUCACUUGGGUUGUUCAACGUUUCCUUUAGACUCUGCACAGUGUUCCCAAUGCAGUGAUGAACUAUCUGAAGUUGCAUGCAUGGAGGAUUCUUUGAGAGUGGUGAGGCUCAAACAGCGCCAGACUCAUGAGAAAUUACUUACAGGGAAAACUGUGUCACUUUCUCUGGAUUGCAAGUAUUACUUGAUACCCUCUUCUUGGCUUUCGAAGUGGAAAAACUACAUUACUGCAAGUGGCAAGAAUGUUUCCUCAGUGGAGAAACCUGAAACAUUAGAGGGCAUCAUGGAUUUGCUGAAGUGUGAAAAGCAUUCACGACUUCUAGAAAGGCCUGUUGAUCUGGUCUCUAAACGUGGCUUAAUUUCCCAGAAGUCUCCCCCUGUGGAUGGGUUAAUAAUCAUUCCUGAGAGUGACUGGAAAUCCUUUUGUGAGGAAUGGGGUGGUGUCCAGGAGAAGGGCAUAUCUGCUGAAAUUGAGUUAAGUAAAACUGAAGGAAAUAAUUUGGCAGGGUCCUGCGAAGAGAUGCCAAUGUGUGAGGAGGAUCUGAGUACUCCAAAUCCAGUAAAUGGUGAAGUUGAGUCUAGACAACUCCUGAUUAGGACUUGUCCUGAGAUAUGUGAGGAUUGCAUUGGAGAAAGAGAAAGCAGGGAACUAAUGCGGAAGCUUGACUACUGCAAUGAGGACAUAUAUGUGUACUUUAUACAUGGCAAGGAAGCUCCAAAAUCCAUUCUAAAACCAUCUGAAACAAAUUUUGAUCCAGAUCGCCGAGUUUCCAAGCGCUCUCGGAAGACAAAGACUGGGGAUCAGAUAAGCUUGAAAGUCUCUGGUUCCACAACCAUAUACCAGUUAAAAAUGAUGAUAUGGGAAUCUUUUGGGGUUGUUAAGGAAAACCAGGUACUUCACAAAGGUACUCGGAUAAUUGAUGAUGAAGUUGCUACUCUUGCGGACGUGAAUAUAUUCCCUGGGGAUAAGCUUUGGGUGAACGAUUCAGAAAUCCAUGAGAACCGAGAUAUUGCUGAUGAGCUAUCUGACCAGAAAAUGGAUGUGCAACACACUGAAGAGGGGUUUCGUGGGACGCUUUUGACAGCAAAUGUUUCAUCGCAAGUUGUAUAAGAUGCUUGCUUUUGCUAUUUAAUAUUUGAAUGUAAUAUGCAUGUUUUUGUAGAUAUUGAUAGAGGGGAGGUGACUUGAAUAUUUUUAAACUUCAACCUGCAUUCUGAAGACCUGCAUUUUUGAGAAGCAGUUGAACCUAGUAAUUGUGGGCUUCCUGAAGGCUGGUCCCGUGUGUAAUGUAGGUUACCCUGUCCCUUGCCUUUGAAGACAUUUUGCCAUAUGCUGCCAUGCUCGCUGGCACAUCGGAAAAGGAAAUGUGAUGCGUGCCGUGUCCUGGUCGAAUGUUUUGGUUCUAACCAGGUGGUCAUUUUUCUGUUCAUAAGGAUGUUACCGUGCCUGUUAUAUAUGCCAAACAAUGUUAAGUAUCAUGGCAUGUGUUGUCUUGAAUGUAGAUUUGUCAAAAUUGUUUUGAGUGUGAUGUUUUCUCACAUAGCUAAUAGCUUCUGCGGCUAGUCAUUGUACAAGUAGGUUUUGUGAAGUGUUAAUAAAGCGAGUUUCAUGUGUUA
Prunus avium (sweet cherry) is the source of this 4140-nucleotide messenger RNA. RefSeq names its product ubiquitin-specific protease 26 (gene UBP26). The record is from RefSeq and is a predicted model, not a curated record. NCBI's taxonomy places the organism in Eukaryota, Viridiplantae, Streptophyta, Magnoliopsida, Rosales, Rosaceae. Gene Ontology annotation, cellular component: cytosol; nucleus. Gene Ontology annotation, biological process: protein deubiquitination. Gene Ontology annotation, molecular function: protein binding; cysteine-type deubiquitinase activity; cysteine-type endopeptidase activity.